AUGUUAACAUCUCCUAUUUACAAUUGCAAGCUCAGUAGUCCUCUUCCAGUGGUUCACAAGUAUUAUCAGUCUGGGGACUUAAUCAUUGCUGCAAUUAUUUAUCAAGUCUUCUUUCUUUCCAAUGAGAUCAUUUUCGAAAGCCUUCCUACUCGUGAAGUACUUGAUCAGUACAUGUUCAUCACUCAUAAUUAUCAACAAGCUUUGGCUCUGGCAUUCGCUGUAAAGGAGAUCAAUGGACAUUCUGAGAUUUUACCCAAUGUUAGCCUCGGUUUCCACAUCGCUACCAAUAAUCUCGAGGAAUAUACAACGUAUCUUUUAGUAAUGGAAUUUCUAUCUACAAAAGAUCAAUUUAUCCCCAACUACAAAUGUAAUGACCAGACCAAUACGGUAGCUGUCAUUGGAGGACCACGUACUAAAACCUGUCUCAACAUGGCAACAACUCUGUGCAACUACAAGUUUCCCCAGCUUACAUAUGGAUCAGCUCCUUUGAUGAAUGAUGACCAAGCAGGAAUUUUUGUCAAAUGGAUGUUCCCUGAUGAGAUCCACCAACUUAAAGGAAUACUGCAAUUAUUGUUACAUUUUGGAUGGACCUGGGUUGGGUUGAUUUCUCGAUAUGAGGAAGAUAGGGAGAGGUUUGUUCAAAAGAGUCUUUCCAUGUUUUCAGCAAAAGGAAUCUGCUUUGACUUUAUAGAAUGUCUACCCCAAAUGAUGUAUGGUAGUCAAGCUGCUGAAAUGGUGGAGAAGGCAGAUAAAAUAUAUACAGUGAUCAUGUGGAGUACAGUCAUUGCAGUGAUCUUUAAUGGUGAAAUGACGAGCAUACUGACAUUGAGGAUGAUGGUCUCUGUUUUAGAUUCUGAUGAUAUUCCCAAAGAGAGAAAAGCCAAAGUUUGGAUCAUGACAGCUCAAAUGGAAUUCACCUCUUUUCUAAUGCAAAGACAGUUGCCCAUUGAUUUUCUCCAUGGUGCAAUUUCCUUUGCACUUCACUCCAAGGAGCUAGCUGAAUUCCAACAAUUUAUGCAGAAGAGAAUCCCAAACUUAGAAAAAGACGAUGGGUUUAUUAGAGAUUUCUGGAAAGAUGCAUUUGAAUGCUCAUUCUCUAGUGAUGUUAGAGAUGAGAAUGCUGAAAGGAUCUGCACUGGAGAAGAAAAGCUGGAGACUCUUCCUAAUUCUGUCUUUGAGACCACCACGGGUGGACAUAGCUACAGUAUUUACAAUGCAAUCUAUGCUGUGGCACAUGCUCUGAAGGCCUUGCAUGCCUCCAAACUCAAAGCGGGUGAAAAAAUUGUUGAGAGAAGAUGGAAGCUUCAAUCACCAUGGCAGACUUUGCCUCUUUCCAUCUGUAAUGAGAAAUGUCCUUUUGGCUACAGCAAGGUAAAAAUAGAAGAGAAAUUAUCCUGCUGCUAUGACUGUAGACAGUGUCCAGAAGGGAAGAUAGCUGACCAAAUGGACUUAGAUGAUUGUUUCCCAUGUCCAGAGGAUCAAUAUCCAAACAAAGGUCAAGAUAAUUGUCUUCCAAAAAUUGUAACUUAUUUGACUUUCCAUGAGCCGUUGGGUAUUUCUUUGGUAACGAUUUCAGUUUCCUUUUCUGUCAUCUCAGCUAUGGUAUUAGGAAUCUUCAUUAAACACAAGGACACUCCCAUUGUCAAAGCCAACAACAGGAACCUCACCUACAUUCUUCUCAUUGCUCUCCUGCUCUCCUUCCUUUGCACUCUGCUCUUCAUUGGGCAACCUGACCAAGUGAAAUGUCUCUUGAGGCAAACUACUUUUGGCAUCACUUUCUCUAUAGCCCUUUCUUGUAUUUUGGGUAAAACAACCAUAGUAGUUCUUGCUUUCAUGGCCACCAAGCCAGGCUCCAAAAUGAUGAAAUGGGUGGGGAGAAGGAUGGCCAACACAAUCGUCCUAUCUGUCUUCAUGGCCCAGUUCUCCAUCUGUGUAGUCUGGUUGGCAAUUUCUCCCCCAUUUCCAGAUUCAGACAUGCACUCCAUGGUUGAAGAAAUUGUUUUGGAAUGUAAUGAAGGUUCAACCACAAUGUUUUAUACUGUCCUUGGCUUUAUGGGGCUCUUGACUGCUGUCACCUUCACAGUGGCCUUCUUGGCUAGGAAUUUACCUGACAGCUUCAAUGAAGCCAAAUUCAUCACCUUCAGCAUGUUGGUCUUUUGCAGUGUCUGGGUGUCAUUUGUUCCUACCUACUUGAGCACCAAGGGGAAAUAUGUGGUUGCUGUGGAGAUCUUCUCCAUUUUGGCUUCAGCGGCUGGAUUACUGGGGUGUAUCUUUUCCCCCAAGUGCUAUAUCAUUAUUCUGAGGCCUGAUUUGAAUAAGAAGGAGCAACUAAUAAAAAAAUAA
Molecule: messenger RNA, 2343 nt
Organism: Ahaetulla prasina
Lineage: Eukaryota; Metazoa; Chordata; Lepidosauria; Squamata; Colubridae
Product: vomeronasal type-2 receptor 116-like
Exons: 5
Coding region: 1-2343 (780 amino acids)
Biological process (GO): G protein-coupled receptor signaling pathway
Cellular component (GO): membrane
Molecular function (GO): G protein-coupled receptor activity
Source: RefSeq, a predicted model, not a curated record